UGGGAUACCUGCGGCCAUCAUGGCGGAUGAGCUAGCUGGUUAGCACAAGUGGUGAUCGAUUGUCUGAGUUCGCACACGUUACUACUGCAAUAUUUGAUGUUCCCAGCACGUGGACUGCUAUUACGGGACACCCGACAGUUUUGAAGGCUGCGCACGUUUACAAGGCUCAUUCAGAAGCUGGCUGACACAACCAUGGAAUGUGCUGUGGACGUACCUGCUGGAGAGGAUGAAGCACCAGCAAAGGAUGAGGUGAACGCUAAGGAAGGAAGUGAACCACACAAGAAGAACAAGAAGCACAAGAAACACAAGAGCAAGAAAAAGAAGAGGAGAAGGAAGGGGGAAAAGGAUAGCAGCUCAGAGUCUGACGCGGAGUCUGAGAUGGAGCCGCCAAAACCUGUUCGUACAACUCGAGCCAGUGCCAGGCUUGCAGCAGCAAAAGGAGAGCUUCAGCAAAAGGAAGAUGGCAAAAAGGAUGGAAUUACAGGGGGCGAACUCGAAGCAAAAUCAAAGAAAGCCAAGAAGCAUGCUGCAAAGAAGAAGAAAAAGAAGAGGAAAAAAGAUGGGAAGAAAUCUCCAUCUCCCUCACUGUCAGAAAGCAGCUCAGCUUCAGGGUCUGAGUCUGACGGAGAGGGUGCGAAAGGGACGGCAGAUAUCAAAGCCUCUCCAGCUACAGCUCCUGAUCUACAAGAACCAAUAUCAAAAUUGGCAACAAAAGGUCCACAAGGCGUGGAGAAUGAUGGUCCCAGCAUCACACACAGCACUGAACCUCUCUGUGAGAAGGAACCAAUAGCUUCAGACAUUUCUCCAAAGCAAGAAUAUACAGUGAACACCAAUGGAUCAGAAAAGGAUGUGGUCUUGCCUUCAGGGGACCGUGAAGUCUCACAGGCUGCUGUUGAUAAGACAGAGGGAGGUCUAGCAGAUGGUGCAUUCUCAGUUGCCCAAGAACUUCCGGAUAUUAUUCCUAAACAGGAGGCGACUACUCCGAGGGAUGAUCCAAUCCAGAAAGACCAAUCCAAUUCAGUUCAAAUGACUAAUGUGAAUGACAAUUCUCAGCUACAGUCUGUGUCCCCUUCAAAGAUGCCAGAAGUGAAGAGCUCUCCUGCAACAUCAUCAAGUCCCCCUAAUCAGGAGCCUGAGGAUCGAAUUGCAGUCCCAGUGGACCAGUCUGAAAAUUGCCCUACAUCAUUGGAAAAACUCCCAGUUACACCUCUGAAAAGUGAGGAACAAGCUCGCUCUUUAUCUCGUUCUAAGUCUCCGGCGCCUAAGAAGAAGUCACCCUCGCCACCUGUGUCGCGGGGAAAAGCUGUUGGUCACUCAAGAUCUCCUUCCCCUUCACCCAAGAAAAAGGCGUCAAAGUCCCCCAGGAAGUCCAAGAGUCCUAAACGUCGGAGAGAAUCUUUGUCUGUUUCCCCUAAACGGCACCGAACUCCCCACAGCUACAAAAGAAAGUCUUCCAGAUCACCCAAGCGUAGUGCACGUAGGUCCCGAUCUGUUUCCAAGUCUCCAGGGAGAAAUCGUAGGUCUAGGUCACGAUCCCGUGGUGGCCCCAGAGGUUCUCGGAACAGGUCACCACGACGUGGGGGUGCAGCAAGCAGGCGUUCAAGGUCACGUUCAGUCAGAGCUCGACGCUCAAGUUCCAGAUCCAGGCGCCCACUUCGUCGCUCAAGGUCGAGGUCGCCAGCAAGACGAGGCGGUGGUAGGCGCUCAAGGAGUCACUCAUUGUCUCGUCGCAGAAAGUCCCCGCCUCCCAGAUCUCGUCGAUCUCGAUCUCGCUCAGCACGGAGAAGCAGGAGAACACGUUCCCGUUCCAUAAAACGCGGCAGACGCUCAAGAUCCAGAACUUCCCGCAAACGGACCAAAUCUAGAUCACCGCCACCUCGACGUCGCUCAAAAUCCAGAUCGCCACCACCUAGGCGUCGGUCAAAAUCUAGGUCGCCUGCCAGAAGACGGUCCCGUACCCCCCCAAGAAAACGUUGGACCCCACCAAGGUCAAGCAAUCGUUCUAAAUCUCGUUCCUUGUCUCGAAGGCACCGGUCAAAGACGCGCUCACCGGUAUCUAUCAGAAAGAGGUCCAAAUCUCCAGAGAAGAGUAGGAGAAGGUCAAAGUCUAAAUCUGUCUCUGCUGGCCCUCACAGAUCAAAGUCAAGAUCUGUGUCAGGUGGCAGGUCUCAUAGGUCAUCUCCUGCCAAAUGUCCUUCUCCCUCUUCAGUCAAGGUAACAGCACCCUCUACUGAUAUCAAGCAAGAACCUGGUGGCACAGCAGAGCCAAAGAUCACAAGUCUGGGUGGAUGGAAGCCUGUGCCCUUCGCAGCCUCUUCGGUUGUGCAGCCACAAGAGCCUCAGGUGGCACCUCAAGUCUAUCCUGAGGCGGAGGCGCAAACGUAUCCUCAGGCGAAGGCGCAAACGUAUCCUCAGGCGGAGGCGCAAACGUAUUCCCAGGCGGAGGCGCAAACGUAUCCCCAGGCGGAGGCUCAAACGUAUCCUCAGGCGGAGGCUCAAACGUAUCCUCAGGCGGAGGCACAAACGUAUCCUCAAGCGGAGGUGGCGGCUUAUCCUCAGGCGGAGGCUCAAACGUAUCCUCAAGCAGAGGUGGCGACGUAUCCUCAGGCGGAGGCUCUAACGUAUCCUCAAGCAGAGGUGGCGACGUAUCCUCAGGCGGAGGCUCAAACGUAUCCUCAAGCAGAGGUGGCGACGUAUCCUCAGGCGGAGGCUCAAGCGUAUCCUCAAGCAGAGGUGGCGACGUAUCCUCAGACGGAGGCUCAAGCGUAUCCUCAAGCAGAGGUGGCGACGUAUCCUCAGGCGGAGGCUCAAGCGUAUCCUCAGGCGGAGGCGCAAAUGUAUCCUCAGGCGGAGGUGCAGACGUAUCCUCAGGCGGAGGCUCAAACGUAUCCUCAGGCGGAGGCACAGGCAUAUCCUCAAGCCCAGGCUCCAAUGUAUCCUCAGACGGACCCUCAAAUGUAUCCUCAGAUGGAUCCUCAAAUGUAUCCACACAUGGCUCCCCAAAUGUAUCCGGAGAUGAAUCCUCAGAUGGCUCCUCAAAUGCAUCCCCACAUGGAAGCUCAGAUCCAUCCUCAGGUGGAACCUCAGGUUAUUCCAUUGGGCUAUAACCAAGAGGUCACUGAUCCUGCUGACCCAUCCCAUGAAGAGCUUCAACCAAGCAUGGAGUCUGCUGUUCGUCCAGAGAAGUCGGAGCAUUCGGUGGGCUCAGACGAAGAGAUGGAAUUGCCCUCACCACUGAAAUUGGAAUCCCGGCGACGGAAGAGUUCCUCUAGAUCUGCAUCUCCAGAAAAGGUGAAACAACCACCUGUCCGUCGAUCACGCUCAAAUUCCUCAACACGAAGAGCUGAUUCGAAGUCCAAAUCCAGAAGGAGGUCGUCCAGGUCCCCACCCAGGAAGAGAGAGUCUGUGUCCCCAUCGGAAAGGAAGAAGCGUAAAUCUAAAUCCAGAAGUCCUGCCCGACGGCGGAAGGCCAGCCCUCGCCGGAAACGCUCACGAUCUAAGUCACGGACAAGGGCACGAAGAUCCAAGAGUCGCUCACCGGCCCGGAAGAGGCGCAGUCGCUCCCGUACGCCCACCAGCCGCACCAGAAGAAGGUCCAGAUCCCCCGACAGAGCCAAGCGAUCAAAGAGUCGCUCCCCUGGCCGAAAGAAAAGGUCGCGGUCAGGUGACCGAGGUAGGCGGUCCAGGUCCCGUUCCUCUGACCGGCGCCGAAGGUCCAGAUCUAGGGGUCGAGGAAGGCGUCCCGCGUUCCGUAGUCGCUCAUUCGACCGACGGGACAGAUGGAAAAGGGAACCCAGCCACUCCCCAGUUCUCAUUCUACGCAAACAGCGUCGCUCAGGAUCGAGGACACGCCGCAGUCCGAGCAAGACACCACCACGCAUAACUGAACUGGAUAAAGACCAGUUGCUGGAGAUCGCCAAGGCCAAUGCAGCAGCCAUGUGUGCUAAAGCUGGCGUGCCAAUUCCUGAGGCCCUCAGGCCAAAAGCCAUCCUCCAGCUUCCUCUCCCGACCCCGUCUCCUUCCCCACUCUCCCUGCCUUUGCCUUUACCUCUCUCGAUGGGCAUGGGGAUGCCCAGCAUGGGUCCAAUGGGGUUACCGGCGAUUCCUGGGAUGCCAACAAUGUCAAACAUCACAAUGAGUGCUGCGAUGGCAAGUAUGACUGCAGCCACGAUGACUGCAGCCUUGAGCAACAUGGGUGCCCUCGCAGCCAUGUCUCCCCUGGCCCCUCUUCCUUCCAUCACCAACAAGCCGCCGCCCUCCUACUCCGCCCCCCCCAUCGCAUCCGUCAACCUGGACCACAUUGAGGAGGCAAAGAGGAAGGUCACUCAUCAAGCCAACAUACAUACCAUAAAGGAGCUCACUGAGAAGUGUAAGAUGAUUGCGAACAGCAAGGAGGAGAUGGCGAUCGCUCGACCCCACGUCUCCGAUGAUGAAAGCUAAAUCAUCACAGUCGACAUGUUCCUGUUAGAGAGCCAGAUGACGCAGCUGAGCCUCUACAGAGGAGACGACGACGAUGACCACCCUCAUUGUCACUUUAAAUCAUUGGGACAGACUGUGGACGCGGACCCUUUUUUCCCCUCCGUCGCCGGUUGUGCGGCAGAGACGCCCGGUCACCUCUGAUACCACUGAAGAGAAACGGACAAAUGAGCUUGUGCACAGUGUGAAUGAUUGUACGUCGUAAUUUUCACCACCAACCCGUCGGUGUUGCUGAUAUUCGAGCAAUUCACUUGUGUAAAAACCCGAAAGGAAACCAAACUAGUGAUGUUAGAGCUUUUAUAAAAGAUUAGUUUGUUUUUACAUUUCUGCUUUCUCGAAGGUUUAUGUUCCGUGCUCUGCUGUAAUUCCACUUUUUUUCUUAUUGUAAUCCAGAUCGAUUGUUGAUUCAGCCCCAGCUACAGGCGUUUUCAUGUGACCACUUUCACCAAUAGGAAAUACCAGGAUUGCUUGGUGGCAGAUUGAGUUUGAGCUCAGAUGGACCCAGCUGAAGUGCUGCAGUGAGGGCAAGCUUUUUUUUCUUGUCAUCCUGGCGAAGGACUCUUGAAAGCUCAAGAUAGUUGAAGGAAAAACCGCCACGUUCUCACGCUAUUUUCCAAAGUGGUGGAUCGUUAUUUCUGAAAAACAAAUGCGUUUCACCUUUAGGGACCUUGCUACCCCUUAAAAAGAAACUUGCAGACCAUUAGCUUCAAGAUAAGUUGACAUUGGAUUUGUUGUUGUCCAACAUUGGAGCAUUAGACAAUCACUCUCUGUUCUGAAGUUGGGCGCAAGGUGGAGUCUUGGGUUGAGCUGGACGUCUGAGAAGAUGAAGACUCCUGUGUGGAAGGUUUUGUUGGAUAAAUGCUCCACUCUUUCUCUGCCAAACAUCCUGGUCUGUGGAAAAUCCCUGUAGGUCGUCUUUAGCUGUUUUAAUGAUGAGAAAAAAAACCGUUUUAUUUUAAUUUUUUUUGUCCUUUGACCUCGCUUGCUCUGUACAUAACGGUGUUCAUUAUUAAAAUCUUCAAUGA
Messenger RNA from Synchiropus splendidus (mandarinfish), 5501 nucleotides. It is a transcript of the gene sona, whose product is annotated as SON DNA and RNA binding protein a. The transcript has 10 exons. Gene Ontology annotation, biological process: regulation of mRNA splicing, via spliceosome; regulation of cell cycle. NCBI's taxonomy places the organism in Eukaryota, Metazoa, Chordata, Actinopteri, Syngnathiformes, Callionymidae. Bases 193 to 4440 code for a protein of 1415 amino acids. Gene Ontology annotation, molecular function: RNA binding. The record is from RefSeq and is a predicted model, not a curated record.